Vanrija pseudolonga is the source of this 366-nucleotide messenger RNA. It is a transcript of the gene dad3, whose product is annotated as DASH complex subunit dad3. The record is from RefSeq and is a predicted model, not a curated record. Gene Ontology annotation, cellular component: DASH complex; mitotic spindle. Gene Ontology annotation, biological process: attachment of spindle microtubules to kinetochore. Bases 1 to 366 code for a protein of 121 amino acids. Gene Ontology annotation, molecular function: microtubule plus-end binding. The transcript has 4 exons. NCBI's taxonomy places the organism in Eukaryota, Fungi, Basidiomycota, Tremellomycetes, Trichosporonales, Trichosporonaceae.
AUGUCGUCGGCGAUCGAGAGCGUCAACCCGUACGCGAACAACUCGCAGCUGUCGGAACUCGAGUCCGAGGUGCUGUGGGAGUAUGCAAAGCUCGGCGACAAGAUCCGGCGGAUAACCGCGCUCGCCAAGGACGCGGCCGAGAACCCCAACGAAGGCCUGCUGGCCGACCUGCGCGAGCUCGAAAAGUCGAUGAAGCUGGUUAUUACGCUCUACCGUACCUCCGUGUGGAUGAUCAUCCAGGAGCAGGACCUCAAUAACCAGCAGGAGUGGGAGGCCGAGGAGUCGCAUGAGCGUAGCGAGGUGCCAGAGCACAGCGUGAGCCGCAGCUUCAUCAGCGACGAGGGCGACUCGACUGUCCACUACUAG